AUGGCUGUGGUUCUUUCUUCCGAGGAUAGCGAUAUGUUCUCUUCCUCGGCUCUAAGGAGAUCUCAUUCUCAAUCAAAAUUCAUGUCCAAACCGACCCAGGGCUUUCACACACCAGCAUCCACGCCCAAGAUCAACGAACCGUUCGACGAAUCCUACCACGAAGCGUACCAUCGCCAUCCUACUCAUAUCGUGCCCAAUCCUAGCCCAUCCUCCGCCCCUUCGUCUCCUCGUACGCUCCAACCCGAAUCUGUUGAUCCGUCAUAUUCCUCUACACCAGCUACCAACUUGUCCCUAGACGGACAAUGCGAAGACGAUAUUCAUAUUCGCCCCGAAGACAUAUUCGUACCAGAGUUCGAUCAUAAUCCCUAUUUUGGGCCAAUCGAAGAUUUGGAGCCUCCCCCAAGUCCCCGAACCGGCGAUUCGUAUACCGUAUCACCAACCGAUCCUGACACAUCAGUAACAACCUCACGUCCUGGAUCGCCAGAUGCACUAGACCGUGCCGAAGACGAUACCGCCGUCGAGCAUCACCCUACACAACAUGUUGACUACUUGUCACACGAUUGGCGGGAAGAGGACAUUUGGUCUUCUUGGCGGUAUAUAGUCUCCAAGAGACGAGAAUACAGCAACGGACCACGACUUGAGAAUGCUUCCUGGAGAACCUGGAUGAAAGCCAAGUACAAAUUAAAAACCGUUACUCCGGAGACCCUUAAUUGGCUUAAGGAUUGCGAUGUCACUUGGUUGUAUGGACCUCUACAGACUCGACAGGGGGAGCUUUUUUCCAACGAUGCUGAAAAUGGAAAUCCAGCACUCUCGAGGUGCAACUCUUUUGUCAGCAAGAAGCCCAUUCUCAAGAAGCGAAGUAUGUCUGAGAUCAUGCUCCAGCGAUCUCUCUCCUCUUCGUCUCUGUUAAAACAGGCCACGGCUGUGGUCCAGGCUCAGCAGAAUGACAAUGCUGUUCAUGUCGCUCGACCGAUAUUACACCGAGCCACAACAGAUUAUGUUACUUUCCCAUUCUCCUCUCGAAGGAGUCCGCAUAACACGAGUAUUCUAACUUCUACGGCCACCUCCGGUCUUGUUUCACCUUCCUCGGAACGAAAGCAUAUUCACUUUGACGAGCAGGUAAAACAAUGCAUCGCGGUUGAUGUCAAGGGGGAUGACGAAGAAGAUGAAGUAGACCAUUGCCGUUGGAGAUUUGACGACAGCGACUCCGACGAUGGUGCAAUAAUGAUGAAGAGAACCAAAACAUCAAAGAAGCCUGUUAUUCCACGCAGAAGAUCCCCGGUACACACGCCCAACGAGAGCAAGACUAUCGCCAUGUUACCUUCGACAACAUUGAAGUAUAGGGAAGAUUCUCCCAACCCAGAAACCGCGAUAAAGCACAGUACUAGCGGCUUAAGGAGUCCACUCCUGUCACCAUCUUCCUCGCAAGAGACAUUGAGGCCUUCCAGAGCCUCAGGCCCAUUCUAUGUGGGUGACGAUGAUGGAAAUGAACUAGACGAGGAAACUAAUUCAACCCCAAUGUCUAGCCCUAUUGAAGCGACAUCACCCUUCAAACAGCCUAAUCCCUCACGUUCGACUCCCACUAGUAGUCUCACAUCUGAGCCGGCUGGCAUGCGUCGGACAGCGAGUGGCAUGUUCAUGCCAUUCGAUGACGGUGAUGUCCAGCCUAAUGAUGGCAUCAUCGGUAGAGUGAUAGAUACGGUCAAUACCGCCCGUGACAUCGCUCAUGUCAUAUGGAACGUGGGAUGGAGAAGAUGA
Messenger RNA from Annulohypoxylon truncatum, 1758 nucleotides. RefSeq lists its product as uncharacterized. Gene Ontology annotation, biological process: cellular response to glucose starvation; protein catabolic process in the vacuole. The transcript has 2 exons. Bases 1 to 1758 code for a protein of 585 amino acids. The record is from RefSeq and is a predicted model, not a curated record. NCBI's taxonomy places the organism in Eukaryota, Fungi, Ascomycota, Sordariomycetes, Xylariales, Hypoxylaceae.